AAGAACCGCUCCCCCCACGCCAAGAUGCUGAUUCUCCUGGCAUUUAUCAUCCUCUUCCACAUCACUUCAGCUGCCCUUUUGUUCAUCUCUACAAUUGAUAACGCCUGGUGGGUUGGCGAUGGCUUCUUCACAGACAUCUGGCACCAUUGCUUCAAUGAGAGCAACUGUACAGCCCUGGACCAUACCCUUCCAGAAUACCCGUCUAUCCAGACUGUCCAAGCCACGAUGAUCUUGUCCACGAUUCUUUGCUGCGUGGCCUUUUUCGUCUUCCUCCUUCAGCUCUUCCGCCUGAAGCAAGGCGAGCGGUUUGUGUUGACCUCCAUCCUCCAGCUCUUGUCCUGCCUGUGCGUGAUGAUCGGGGCCUCCGUCUACACCGACCGGCAGGCGGAGCUGCACCGGGGCUCCAGCUACGGCCCGGCUGGGGUGGAGAGCGGCCGGUUCGGCUACUCCUACGUGCUGGCCUGGGUCGCCUUCGCCUUCACCCUGCUCAGUGGCCUCAUGUACCUCGUCCUGAGGAAGCGCAAAUAAA
Protobothrops mucrosquamatus (brown spotted pit viper) is the source of this 529-nucleotide messenger RNA. It is a transcript of the gene EMP2, whose product is annotated as epithelial membrane protein 2. The transcript has 4 exons. Bases 25 to 528 code for a protein of 167 amino acids. NCBI's taxonomy places the organism in Eukaryota, Metazoa, Chordata, Lepidosauria, Squamata, Viperidae. The record is from RefSeq and is a predicted model, not a curated record. Gene Ontology annotation, cellular component: plasma membrane.